This is a messenger RNA of Symbiodinium natans, 2502 nucleotides long. The record is from the annotation of a GenBank genome assembly. Lineage: Eukaryota; Dinophyceae; Suessiales; Symbiodiniaceae.
AUGGCCAUCACCGCAGACGGUGCGUCAAGCAUGCAGAAGGGUCUGAAGUACUUGCAGGUCGGCUUCAAGAACGCAAGCUUGUUAUGCCGGGACCCAUGCCACACCAUAAGAAUUGCUUGUGGCAAGCCGGCAAAGCUCGAGGAAGAAUUUGAGAAAUGGUGGUACGACAUUUAUUUGCGGCCAAAGACAGCACUGGUGCCCCAGCUACAGCACUCGGAAAAAAUGCGAUUCGAACUGAUGGCGUGCCAGCUUCUUAGCUGCAUCCAGAAGUUGAUCUUGGACACCGACGGCAAGCAAGGGGCUGGUUUGACCAAAAUCUUGAGGCACUUGAGCUUUGCGGCUCACCGCUGGGAGUCCACGGUUUGUCCGCAGCGGCGAUACGUUUUGCUUCAGAGUGCCAUCGCACUGUUCUUGUCGGUCAGGGCCACGGACAAAAGGCUGGAAGCCAAGGAGCGGCUGCUUGCGGCCAACCGUCUCCGGGAAAUGGGUCCGAGGCAUGCAGCUAUGGCCGGAGUGAGUGCCGAUUGGGGUCAAGAUGUGGGUCACCUGGUCAAACUCUUUGAGAAGACCGACCAUGACAUUGCCUUGUCCAGGUCGCACAUCAACGACUUUCUGCUUCGAGUUCGCAAACUCUACACAGAGGGCCAGAUCAUGGUCGAGGCCGACGGUCACAACCACAGUUACUUCGCCGAGGCCAUCCGGACUUGUCAAGAGAGCCCGCCGUUCAUGUUUGGGAACAGGGCCCACAUGCUCUGGCAUCCUGCUGCCAUGGACGAGAUCAAAGAGGUUCACAGCUCCAUGAUUAGAGUGGUGCAAGCCGCAUCGGACCGACUGAAAGUCGACUUUCCGGACAACGGCCUGGCCGCGGACUUCUGUGUGUUUGAUUUGAAAGAGUGGCAGAGAGUCAGGGACCUCAACUCCGAAGGUAAGGUCGAUGAUGCUCGGUCCCUGAAACAGAAGCUGAUGCAAAGGGCUGUUCGCCUAUCGCAACAGUACUUGCCUCGGAGACUGGCGGUCGGGCCAGCCGAAGAAGCCGGCCUUGGCGAAGAAUUGGCGGCAGCUGCCCUGCAGAUCUUGCCACGCAGGUGCGACAUGUUCAUGCAGACCCAAGCCUGCCUAGCCUGGAGCCGAUUCAUGCAAAGCAGUGGAGAGACGCCGGACAAUCGCUUGCUGUGGGGUCAAGUCGAUGUGGACAAGCUGGAGUUCGUGGGUCCAUUGCUUCUGUGGUACCUGAGUGUCGAGCACACAAGUGUAGCUGUGGAACAGGACAUUGGGAAAACUCGAGCGCUGCUAGAGAAACAUUGUGGACCGCUGCUUGACAAUGGGUCAACAAUCGACCAGCUUCUGAACAUCGUGUUGGAUGGUCCAAAAAACGUCUCUGAGGUCUGUGCGAAGGUUGAGGGCCAGCUUGGUUUGACGGAGUGGUCCCGAGAGUGGGCAGCCACUUGGCUGGCACGAUUGGGUCGCAGGUUCGCUGUCUACAGGGUCCGAUGCGACAAGGGCCGCAAAAGAGGACCACAGGAAGGCAGUGACAGGUCGGUUAUAGACAAACGCAACGCGUCGGUCAAGCGCAUGCUUGGAGCACAGCCGGCUAGCUUGCGUGAAAGAGGCAAGCAGACAUCGUUGAUCGGGUCCAGGUUGGCCAAGAUCCUGGGGACCCCGAACUCGGACGCCAAGGACAAACUUCAAAAGUUCGCCAAAGAGACUGCCCGGAAGCGGUUGGCGCAGCGAUUCCAGCGACCAAUGGCUUUGCCCGAGCCACGAACUGGCGAGGUCUUGGGUCCGGGCAAGGACGAGAACUUUGUCAUGCCGUCAGGACCUGGAGGAUACAGGGUCGUCGAUGGGACAGAGACGGGCCAGCUCCCGAAAAAGAAGGACGCCGUGGUCAGCCCUUGGAAGAAAGGUUUGGCCAGAGACUUCAAAAUUCUGAGGACUGCCCAUUAUGUGGUCGUCGAUGGGCUAGACAAGGACGUACACAUGGCACGAUCACACCUGGCACGGCCCGAGUCGGCCAAACUUGUCCUUCAACUUGGAAUGGUCGCAUACGGUCUUUCGGCCCUGUCACGAGAGCAAUAUGCGGCUUUGAAGCUGUCUCGGCCAGGUGGGGAAGUCUUGCAGCACAAGGCAGCCAUCCGGCAAACCAAGGCCGACAUCCUCAUGACCCCUGACUUCAAGACUGAUUGCAAGGAGUUUGCAAAGGCUUUGUCGAUCUUGGCCAAAGAGGACAGAAGCAAAUGGUCCGUCACACUUGGGUCGCAAAAAACGACGCCGCAGCAAGUAGUCCUGGCCACAUGGUCUGAUGCAGUUGUGUUUCUGCGAACAAUACGCAGAUUUGAUCGUGAAAGGUUCAUCCAGAACCCAUUCGUAGCCCGAACUAGUGCGCCUGAUAGCAGCAAGCCUUUGAGGGCAAAGCUCUCUGACAUUUUCAAGGCACCGGAAAAGUUUGGCCGAGGCAACAUGGGCUUGAUGUCGAAGACAUCCAAACGAAGGAGGGCCACGUGA